Rhinichthys klamathensis goyatoka is the source of this 492-nucleotide messenger RNA. RefSeq names its product DNA polymerase delta 4, accessory subunit (gene pold4). Gene Ontology annotation, biological process: DNA synthesis involved in DNA repair; DNA-templated DNA replication. The record is from RefSeq and is a predicted model, not a curated record. The coding region runs from base 162 to 488 and encodes 108 amino acids. The transcript has 5 exons. Gene Ontology annotation, molecular function: DNA-directed DNA polymerase activity. Lineage: Eukaryota; Metazoa; Chordata; Actinopteri; Cypriniformes; Leuciscidae. Gene Ontology annotation, cellular component: delta DNA polymerase complex.
ACGCCAUCACGCUCUGUGCGUGGCCCCGCCCUCCCUAUUGAAUGUCAGUCUGUUUUGUAAACGAUCGAACCACAAAGCGAAAGUUAAAAGGAUUUGACGGAGACAACUGUCAACAUUCGCAAAUAUUUUAUCAUCUGACAACGUUCUAGCAGCAUUCAGAUAUGACACCUAAGCGUGGCCUCAUCACCGACACCUUUAAGGUUGUAAAGAAGGCAAAGAGAGGGGGCAAGAGGAACAAGUCUCCUUCCCCGCCAAAAGCAGAGCCUGAGCCCCCACAACCGAGUGAAAGAGAAAAAGAUCUACAAGAACUGAAGAAGUUUGAUCUGGACUGGAGUUUCGGACCAUGCACAGGGAUCAGUCGACUGCAGAGAUGGGAGAGGGCAGCACUGCAUGGGCUGAAUCCCCCGCACGAGAUUAAAGACAUUGUUCUAAAAGAGUACACUGACCCAGAGUACACACAGAGUCUCUGGCGUGACUAUCCCCUCUGAAAAA